GCCAUUUUGCUGCGUCCACAGCCAUCCGGCAAGAUGGUCCCCUUGCUUUGUCUCCCCUGACCGGAGUUGUGUCGGUAUUCUGAGGCUAUUCUUGCCGAUGCACCAUCAUACAUCUGCAAAUUAGACUGAACGUGCCCCUUUGUACCGAAAACCAAACGUGUGUGUAUCAGUCAAGAAAUGACGACGGCGAACAGCAGGUAAAAUGAGUCUGGCUUCUUCUGAAUCUCACCCAGACCAAAUGUCAGACAAGGCAGAGGAGCCUGGAAGCUCAGCAGAAACUAUGAAGGCUUCCUCUUCUCGCAACAGAAGGAAGCCCACUACUGUAUGUAAGCACACUGGACUGAAAGACUCCGAUGCCUCUGCUGAAAGUGAAAAUGAAGUUGCCACUUCUGACAAUCCUUCAGACAAUAAUACUAGCAACGUAUCUAAAGGCACUUUAGUGAUGAGGCCAGCUGGAAAUGAUAAUAAAGGUGCCAUGAAGCUCCGAGUAGAUUUUAAACAGAAACAUACAGAUGAUACCCUGCAGGAGAAGGUGAACUGCACUGCCUGCGGUAAACAAGUAUACCAGUUUCAGCGCAACUCUGUGUAUGAGCAUCCUGCACUCAAAGUACUCAUCUGCAAGUCUUGCUACAAGUAUUACACAAGUGAUGACAUCAACAGAGACUCUGAUGGGAUGGAUGAGCAGUGCAGGUGGUGUGCUGAAGGUGGCAAGCUCAUCUGCUGUGACUACUGUAACAAUGCCUUCUGCAAGAAGUGCAUCCUGCGCAAUCUGGGCAGGAAGGAGCUCUCUGUCAUUACGGAUGAGAACUCAAAGUGGCACUGCUACGUCUGCAGGCCAGAGCCCCUUCAGGAUCUUGUCUCCAAAUGCCACAGCAUCAUGGAAAAACAAGAAGCCAAGGAACGAAAACCAGACAAAAGCGAGGAACGCGAGAGCAAGAGACACAAGAACAAAGAAGUCAAAGAGCACAAAGCAAUUCUCAAUGGGAAAGAACACACCGAAGGCUCAGGGAGCAUGACAUUCUCCUACAAAAAACUACAGGUGCCCAAAGAACUUAUAAAGAAAGCAAAAAAGCUUGUUGAAACUACAACUGGUCUGAACAAUACAUUCAUCCAGUUCAUCCAACAGGCUGCUGACAAGCAGGAAGAUAAGUCUAUCAGGUAUCGGCAUUUGAAAGCCUUCAGGGCAGUGCUGGCUGAUUUGAAAAAAGCCCACAGUGCUUUAGAGGCGGCUUUGGUGCCAGAGUUCAGAAACAUGGAGUUGCAGAACGGUAACGAAGGACCGCAUAUUGUGAGAAAGAGCCCAAAUGUUGUGUAUCCAGUAGAAAACGACCACCUGGAUAAUAUAGCUGAUGAAGAGGAGGAGGCUGGUGAACUAGCAUUGGAUGAGACUGACGACCUAGCAUCAGGGGAAGCUGACGAACUAGAAGCGAAAAAGGCUGACUAUCUCGCAGCGGAGGAGGCCGACAAUCCAGCUGCGAAGAAGACUAACGACCUAGCUGCAGAGGAAGCUGACAACCUAGCCGAGGAGGAAGCGGUAGGGGAGGAGGAGGCCGAUGUAGUGCCACAAGAGGUCCCUGACAUAGCAGUGGAGGAGGCUGACCACGCUCAGGCGGAGGAUGAUGAGGCUGACCACGCUGAGGCGGAGGAAGCUAACCAUGCAGCGGCAGAGGCAGACAGGCGGCAGCAUAAUGAGCAUAAAGGGUCGGAUGUGCCUAAAACAAAAGAGAACCAAACCCAAGCUGAUGGAACCAAAAAGAUAAUUAAAACCGAAGAAUGUGAUGACGGGAUAGUGUCAGCUGGUGAAAUGUCUCUGGAUCAAGACAUUAUGUCUGUGCCUCCUUCGGUUCCCGAAGAGCUUUUUCAAAUGGUGGAGAGCCUUGCGGAUUCCACCAUGCUCUCACAGUCUGAUACCAAUUUGGUCAAAGAUGCUGUUAAAAAGUUAAAUGGAAAUUCAAAAGACUCUCGACCUCCCCAGCCCAAGGUGAAGAACCUCAUUGUCAAACUAACUCCAGUGCCGGUUGUGACGACACGUGGUUCCAGGUCCUCCUCCAGAAACCGCGAGAAAGCCGGGGAGACUCAGAAAGGUUGUGAAGAGCCAGAGAAGGAAAAAGACAACGCUGCUAAAGCAGUAGAUAGGACAGCCAGCCCGCCACCCAGCCGUCGCUCUAGUAGAUUGAAGACUACCCCCUUGAGAAAGCAGGCUGAGAAUAAGGGCAAGGAAGAAUCCUCCGAGUCAGAGGAAGAUUGUAAGGGCAAGCCCAAGUGCUCCAAGAAAUCCAGUAACGACAAGAAAGAGAAGACCAAGAUUUCAGAGAAGAACAAAAUGGAUUCUGACUCUGAUGAAAUCCCUCACAUACUGCUGGAGAAAGCAGCAGCUGGCCAAAGCACGGAUGAGGAACAGGAAGGCACAAGUGCUAAAAAGUGUUUAUUCAAACUGAAAAACACAUCCACACAGGAUACAGACAAAGCUACCAAACGCAAAAGGAAGUCUGAAAGCUCUGAUUCAGACUUGGGGAUCAAAAGUAAAAAGACGUCCAAGAAGAAUAAACAGAAUGGCUCAGACUUGACCGACUCCGACCAGGAAAAGGAGACCAAGAGUAAAGCAGCCACAUCGAAGAGGAGAUCCAGCCGUGUAAAGAAGCAAGAUGAAGCCAAAGAAGAAGGGAAGGGUUCCCCUGAGAGGAAUGCGGCCAAGCGGAGACGGUCCUAUGAAAUUAAGCGAAAGGGAAGGAGCCUCAGGGAAGCCUCCAAGCAGCAGUUGUCCUCCAGUGAAGAAGAGGAGGAGGAGCAGGCUGAAGGUGACUCCGCAGAGGACAGCGACGAGCAAAAGAUCAAGCCCAUUGUGGAGGAUAACGUGGUUGGAGGAAGUGGGGCUUUCCAUCAGUCGUCAGGAGAUGAAGAGGAGGAUAAAGACCGAGUCCCUCAGGAUUGUGAAGAUGAUGACGAUGAUCCUGAAAACAGGAUUGCAAAGAAAAUGCUUCUCGCCCAAAUAAAAUCCAACUAUUCAUCUGGAGCAGAGAGUUCCUCCGAUAAUGAAGAUCCAGAGAAGGAUGAAAAGUCCUCUAAGAAAUUUAAAAGCGAGAAUGAUGAUGACGAUGAAGAAGAGCAACAAGACGAGGAUUCAGAAGAUUCCAGUGCUGAAGUGAAGAAACGCGUAGGACGCCACAAAUUGCUUCGUCAUAAACUCUCGCUGAGUGAGGGUGAAUCAGGAGAGGAGAAGGCUUCCAGUAAAGAGAAGGGCGGAAAGAAGAAGUCUGGGCAGAAAGUCCGCAGCGAUGACUCUUCAGAGUCCGACUCUGACUUUGAGAAGUCCGAAGCCAGCGAAGAGUCGGGGAUAAGCGAGGAGCUCAGUGAGUCAGAGAACGAAGGGAAGCGUCGAAAGACCAGAUCUUCGAAGAAGAAGGACGAAGCAAAACAGAAAAGUUCCAAGCAGCAGCAGCAGCAGAAGAAGAAACGACGCAGGAUCAAGGUUCAGGAUUCCUCUUCCAGCAACGAGAAGAGUGGAAAGGAAGACGGUGACGAGGACGAUGAGGACCACAAAGGACGCAAAAAGAUCCGCAAAAUCCUGAAGGACGACAAGCUGCGGACAGAGACCAGGGACGCAUUGAAAGAAGAGGAGGACCGUAGGAAACGUAUCGCUGAGAGGGAAGCACUCCGAGAGAAACUUCGAGAGGUGAUUGUGCUGAAGGAGUCUUCCCACGUAACCUGUCCCUGUCCCAUCACCACCAAACUGGUCCUGGAUGAGGAUGAAGAGACCAAGGAGCCGCUGGUGCAGGUGCACAGGAACCUUGUCACAAAACUCAAACCUCACCAGGUUGACGGGGUGCAGUUCAUGUGGGACUGUUGCUGUGAAUCUGUAAAGAAGAUUGAGAAGUCCUCUGGCUCCGGCUGCAUUCUCGCCCAUUGCAUGGGUCUGGGAAAAACUCUGCAGGUGGUGACGUUACUUCACACGUUGCUGCUUUGUGAGAAGCUGGAGUUCACCACAGCACUGGUGGUUUGUCCCCUGAACACUGUGCUCAAUUGGCUCAACGAGUUUGAGAAGUGGCAAGUCGGUUUGAAGGAUGACGAGAGUUUAGAGGUGAUCGAGCUGGCCACAGUGAAGAAGGCACAGGACCGGGCCUACGCCCUCCAGCGAUGGCAAGAAAGUGGUGGCGUGAUGAUCAUCGGCUAUGAGAUGUACAGGAACUUGACACAGGGAAGGAACACUAAGAGCAAGAAGCUAAAAGAGACAUUUCAGAAGACACUUGUCGAUCCAGGUCCCGACAUGGUGAUCUGUGAUGAAGGUCACAUCUUAAAGAACGAGGCGUCUGCUGUGUCCAAAGCGAUGAAUUCCAUCAGGACGAGGAGGAGGAUCGUGCUUACUGGAACACCGCUGCAAAAUAACCUUGUUGAAUACCACUGCAUGGUGAACUUCAUCAAGGAGAACCUUCUGGGGUCCGUUAAGGAGUUCAGGAACCGCUUCAUAAACCCCAUUCAGAAUGGUCAGUGUGCCGACUCCACACUGCAAGAUGUCCGGAUCAUGAAGAAGAGGGCUCACAUCCUCUAUGAGAUGCUGGCCGGUUGUGUCCAGAGGAAAGAUUACACAGCGCUCACUAAGUUCCUGCCACCGAAACACGAGUAUGUGUUGUCGAUCAGAGUGACUCCGAUUCAGUGCAAACUCUACAGAUACUAUUUGGAGCACUUCACAGGUGUGGGGAAUGCGCUAGAGGGGGGCCGAGGCCGCGCGGGGACCAAACUUUUCCAGGAUUUCCAGGUGCUCAGCAGAAUCUGGACCCAUCCCUGGUGCCUUCAGCUGGACUACAUCAGUAAAGAAAACCGGGGUUUCUUUGACGAGGACAGUAUGGACGAGUUCAUCGCUUCAGAAACCGAAGAGUCGUCAAUGAGCAUGACCUCCGAGGACGAGAAGGCCAAAAAGAAAAAGAAGCAAGGAAAGGGAAAAAAGCGAGGAUCUGAUGACUCGGACAGUGAUGACGUGGAGGUCAUCAAGGAGUGGAACACCAGCUCUCGGGGCAAAAACGGAGAGGGUCGAAACAGACCAGAGGUUGUAGAAGAGCCCCGUCCCGCUAACUCUGCCGAUGGGAGCCCCACUCACGACUGGCACAAAGAGUUUGUUGCCGACGCUGACGGCGAGAUCCUGGAGCACUCUGGAAAGAUGGUGCUACUGUUUGAGAUCCUGCGCAUGGCCGAGGAAAUGGACGAAAAAGUCUUGGUGUUCAGUCAGUCUCUAAUCUCUUUGGACCUGAUUGAGGAUUUCCUGGAGCUGGCUUGCAGAGCUAAAGAUGAUGAGAAGGUUUCCCCGUACAAAGGUGAAGGCAAGUGGUUCAGGAACAUUGACUACUAUCGUCUGGACGGCUCCACCAACGCCACCACCAGGAAGAAGUGGGCUGAAGAGUUUAAUGACACCAGUAACCCAAGAGGUCGUCUGUUCCUAAUUUCAACGCGAGCCGGCUCUCUUGGUAUCAACCUAGUGGCCGCUAACCGGGUGAUCAUCUUUGACGCCUCCUGGAACCCCUCCUACGACGUCCAGAGUAUCUUCAGGGUCUACCGCUUUGGCCAGAUCAGGACAGUCUAUGUGUACAGGUUCUUGGCGCAGGGCACAAUGGAGGAGAAGAUUUAUGAUCGGCAGGUGACCAAACAGUCCCUGUCUUUCCGGGUGGUGGACCAGCAGCAGAUUGAGAGGCACUUCACUGGCGUGGAGCUGGCAGAGCUCUACACCUUUGAGCCGGAGAUGCUGGAUGAUCCCUCUGGGAAGAAGAGCAAGAAAGCCACACCUAUGCUCCCUAAGGACCCCUUCCUGGCCGAGCUGCUGCAGAAUAAUAAGGACCAGAUCGUGUGUUACCAUGAACACGAAUCCCUGCUGGACCACAAGGAGGAAGAAGCCCUGAGCGAGGAGGAUCGCAAGGCAGCCUGGGCCGAGUAUGAAGCCGAGAAAAAGGGUGUGUUUGUGAGGAACAACUACCAGCCCGGAUACCCCCAGAUGGACAUGGGCUACUUCAACUUCAACAUGGCGGCUUUGGCCGCCAUGACCAACCAGCAGCUGGAGGACCUUAUAAACCAGGGACGACAGAAAGUCAUCGAAGCGACAACGUCUCUGAAGACUCUAGCACGCGAGUCACCGGAAGACACGAUCGCCAGACUGUGGAAGGAGAACCCAGCACUCACAGAGAGUCAGGUCCAGUCCAUGGCGAUAGGCCACCAGGCCAGCGUGGAGCAGGAGAUCAAGCGCAGGGAGGCCGUGUACAGAGAAGUGCUCACCCGGCAGCAGACGCUGAUGAUGUACGUCCAGAAGCUGAUCACCAACAGGAAGGUGCAGGAGCAGCAGCUCGCCAUGGCCAACCAGGCAAACUACCUGAACCAGCUGGCCAUGCAGAACGGCAUGAUGGGAAGUGGCGGGAUCAGUCAGAUGGACCUGGUGGGGCUUUACCAGCAGCUCCACGGCCUUGGCUCGCAUCAAGGCAUGGGCAAGAAUCCUGGGCCCUCUAAGGGGCUGUAGGGUCAGAUGAGCUCCUCCUGAACUCGGCGCCCCCCUCCUCCACUCAGUGACAAACGCACUGUGACACCACCGCUCAGAGCUCAAAGCCGUCUGGUGCAGCAAGCAGAGGGUGGGGUAGUUUUGAGACCAGGCUGCUGUCCGCUGGGGCCUGAAGCUGGCUAUGCUCUCAGUUCUUUAUCCCGUAGUUCAGAGAGAGAAGGUGGAAUAUAAUCUACGAAUGACUGAAAGGAGUAAAUUAGGCAUUUCAACAGGAAAUAAAUGUAUAUACCGCCUUAAUGUUAUUCAAGUUCUAUGUCUUCAUUUUUCAUGUAUUUAAAGACAAACACGUUCAACCCCCAAUGCUUUUAAGCAUUGUAAUGUUUUUCUCUUAAAAGAGGGUCGUUUUUGAUUUAAAUGGAGUUUUUUUUAUACUCUUUUAAAUGCCUAAGUAAACCAGAGUGGGACCAGUGUCGGUGUCGUGACGGGACUCGCUGAUGUAACGCUUUUUAAUGAUUAGCCCCAGUAGAUUCCCUCACCAAUAUGUAAUAAAGCAGGCAGCUGAUGGCGCUGCUAGGUCCUGCUCCUUCUGGGGAUUAGAAGAAAUUGGUAAGACAACAAAAGCAGAAAAAAAUGGCCUUAUAUUCAUUUCCUAAAAAAAAAAAAAGAAAGAAAAAAAAAAGAUUUGUUCAGAAUCUUUUCUAUUACGCUUUUAAGUCUUUACAUUAGUUGUCACUGAACAUGGUUAAAAAAAAAAAUGCUUGUGUUGUUCAAAACUGCCUGCCCGGUUCCGGUGAUCUUUUUGUGACAUCAUUCUCAUUGUCACGUGUUGUCUAGCAUAGCACUGUGCGUCCUGUUCAUUGCUUAUGUCCCACUUGUGUUGAUCCCAAGUCUGGGUGAGUGACCGGGUCUCACAAAGCGGAGCCACUUCAGCCAGAUGUCAAAGGGCCCAAAUUUAUUUCCUUUUUCUAAAUGUGUUUAGUUAAACUUGGCAUUGUGUAACGCGGUGGAUUCGAUGGCGUGAAGAAGGAAAUCUGAUUCCAUAUCUGGUUGAUUUGUUUCCUCUGCUUUGUGAGAAAUGCCUUCUGGACGUUGGUCUCAGCAGGCAUGCGCCCGGACUAUCUGUAUUCUACUUUGGCACAUUUUUGCUUCUAAACGCUUAAACAGGUGUAGCUGUUAAUCCAGAGGAAUAUGUACAUUUCUCACAAUGACAUGUUGGCUCCUGUGUUUGCACAAGGUGUAUUUCAUAAAUGUAAAGAAACCUUUUUGCCCUCCUCUAAGAAUGUUCUUGUGUUAGCAAAUACACCAACAUUUAUUUGCCAUGAAUCUGAUCUGCUAUUAUCUUGAUAAGUAUUUAAUAUAACAUUUAAUAAAGUGACCAAAAGGAUGAGCA
Molecule: messenger RNA, 7862 nt
Organism: Gasterosteus aculeatus aculeatus (three-spined stickleback)
Lineage: Eukaryota; Metazoa; Chordata; Actinopteri; Perciformes; Gasterosteidae
Source: RefSeq, a predicted model, not a curated record